AUGGAUGACGCAUGGACUCAAAUAGCAUUUGGGUCUGGACCCUCGCCAGGGUGGUCACAAGUGACCAUCCCGCCGAAGGAAACGUUGCCGGCAAUAGGUGUCAACUCAACGUUGGCAAUAGAAACUCAGAAACAAACAGCGACCCUAAGAGGUGUAGCAUGCCGAACAAAUAAAGAAGCUGAGCACGACAGACCCGCUCAUGAAAUCUACAAGCCUGUCAACAUCUCACGCGACGUCAUACAUAUCGAGAACGCCAACGUCGUCUCCGCUCUCCGCCGCCUAAAAAUGUCGCCGUCGCUGCUUGAAGUCCUAUCGCGGCCGCGCUGUGUCCCGCCUGUGCGACUCGUCGGCGCCGUUGUUGUCGCGCAGGUUUCAUGUCGUGGACGAUUCACCAGCGGGAAUGAUGCCCACCGCCGAUCACCACUACCUGAGGUCCAGCGUCUGAAUCUCCACCACCCUUGCCUCGACGUCGCCCUCGACCGAACUCUCCAGAUGUCGAAGUCGCCUGAGAUAGAUUCGGCCAGUUCUCCACUGUCGGCGGUAGCUCGCUCCUCAUGCAGCCCCUUGUCCAUUGUCCACCGUUCCCAACGUGUUGACGUUGUCGUCCUCCUACCAUCCUCUGCCCGCCGACCGUCGCUGCGCACCUUUUCCCACCAGGUCGCUAGUGUUCUGCAUCUGAGACUGAGACGAGCUUCUGGCCGACAACCGCCAUUUUCAUUUUCAAAGCUCCGUAUCCUUGAGAACUGUUCUACUUCCGGUGUUACUUGUGAAGGUGCUAUUCUAGACGCCCCUUUUCUUGCUUGUACCAUGAUAGAAGCUGACAGUCAAAUAAUAAAACCUGAGAUGUUGAAGGCUUAUGUUUGGCUUCAAACUUCUGAUGGUUCAAUUCAGCAAGUGGAGCAAGAGGUUGCCAUGCUUUGUCCAUUUAUCUGUCGAGAAAUCCGUUCCGGCAUGGGAUCUUCUAAAAACUAUCCAAUUUCUCUUCCUUCGAGGGUUAAUCCUCCUACAUUGAGCCUGAUUUUUGACUACUGUCGGUUUCAUCAAGUACCAGGGCGCUCUAACAAGGAGAGGAAGACGUUCGAUGAGAAAUUUGUUCGAAUGUGUACCAAACGGCUUUGUGAGCUGACGUCGGCUGCUGAUAGCCUACACCUGAGGCCCCUGGUAGAUCUCACAAGUCGUUCACUUGCAAGGGUGAUUGAAGGGAAGUCCCCAGAAGAAAUACGAGAGAUAUUUCAUCUGCCUGAUGAUCUUACAGAGGAAGAAAAAUUGGAGCCUAUAAAGAACACUAUGGAUGACCCGAGGAUUCGGCUUUUGAAUAGAUUGUAUGCUAGAAAGAGGAAAGAACUAAAAGAAAGAGAGCAAAUAAAGAAUAUUGAAGUUGAAGACGAUCAUGAGGAUGAGCGCUCAGUUGAUGAUCUCUUGUCUUUUAUCAAUGGAGAUUCUAAGGCGACCAGAACUAGUAAACCUAAAAAGAAGAAUCGCAAGAGAAAAGAUCAUCAAAAGCCUGCUACUUCUAACCACAAUGUUACAUCAAAUAGCACCUCAUCCGUGAAAAAUAUUGCACAAACAAAUAAGGAAUCGAAUGAGCUUGAUUCAGUGUGCAGUAAUUCCAAAUUGCAUAAUCUUUGUAACGCCACAAAGCUGCUAGACAUCAAAGACGACAAAAUAGGACCUACUGACGAUGAGUUUGAUGUGUGUGAUUUGGAUGAUGAUAUUGACCCUGUGCUGAAAGAAAAAAUUGAUAGAGAAGUGGAGGACUUUGCGAGACGACUGAACUCAGGUUGGCCUGAAAGGAUUCAACAGCUUGUGUUUCUAGGUCCAGAGAGAAGGCAUUACGGUUGA
Molecule: messenger RNA, 1842 nt
Organism: Striga hermonthica
Lineage: Eukaryota; Viridiplantae; Streptophyta; Magnoliopsida; Lamiales; Orobanchaceae
Source: the annotation of a GenBank genome assembly